UAUCUGCCUGCGCUCGUAUAUGCCUACAACAAUUCUAAGAAUUCCACUACAGGGGUGGAGCCAUUUUUCUUGAUGUUCGGUAGAAAUGGCCGUUUUCCACAUGGCUUGGUCUUAGGCGUGGAAGCCUCCCCCAAGAGUGGUAGAACCCUUGGAUCUUAUGUCUCAAGACACCAGAAGGUCCUAAAGGAAGCUCGGAGAAUUGCAAGUCGCAACACUGAACUUGCAGCGGCAGCUCGACAGGCCCGACAAGCUCGCCACAGUUUUGAGAAACCACUCGAAGUGGGCCAUUAUGUUCUGGUGCGCCAACAUGGACUCAGAGGCCGAUCCAAGAUUGCAGAUCAUUGGCUCGACGAACCACACCUGGUAAUCAAACGGCCAUUCCCAGAUCGCCCAGUGUAUGUGGUGCGGAGCCACCUUGGUCAAGAAAGAGUCGUACACAGAACAGCGCUCAAACACUGUCCUUGGCUCCCUGAAAACCGACCUGUUGAGUCGUCAUCAGACAGAGCAAGUGAUUCUGAGACCGACUCUUCGUCCUGCCCCAGGGCCUAUAUGCUCCGUCCCCGUGCUACUACCAUCAAGCCAGGUCAGCUGCCAAUCGGUGUGGAAAAUGCUCCUUCCUCCGAUGAGUCUGAUCGACCCCAACCACAGGUUAAAGAGGAGGAAGAGGCGGUACCAGAGGAGAGUCCCAAACCUUCAGCAGUAGAUACUGCCCAGAAUGGGUCUACUUCUGCAGCUCUGCCCAGGCGGUAUCCUGUUCGGAGCACACGAGGAGUGUUGCCAGAUCGUUUUUAGUAAUUUGUUGCUAUUUUGGAAAGCGUUUUCGCAUUUUCUCUUGUUCGAUUAUGGAUGCUGUGCAUCCCCAAGGAGAGCUUAGUGGUCCACUGUUUGAUCCAGGUUCUCUGGCCUUUGGUUACUGACCCUUCUGUUCAGAUCCCCAUCAUCGAGGACGAUGAUGACUAGGCGUGGAAGAGUUGUAAUGGUUGUGUUGAUUAUAUUUCUUGUUCUUCUAUAAAGACCCCUUUCUCUGGUUGUUUAUUCACUACAAACCUUGCAUUUACUUUGUUAUUUAUUCAUGUGACUUGAGGGAAGUCUACUCAGUGUGACUCGAGACAAGGCUAUACAAAGUAUUGAUUUUUCUAGUGGAGCCAAAAAUAGUAUUGAUUUAUGGAGCUGUGAUUUUGAACUUGUAUUUUGUGAAUAUUUCUUAGUCAAGGAAAAUGAACAUUAUGUUUAGAUUUUAAAGAAGAAUUAUGCUUAUCUUGAUUAGAAAUGUGUAUUAUCAAAUUAUUUGUCAUCAUAGGUUUGGCUUUAGAUCACUUUUGUGGAUUGUUCACUUGACGUGAACUGCACGUUGUUAAUUCACAGCUCCCAAACCAUGCGGUCGCGGCAAGGCCUAGGCUAGGCAGUGCCUGCCCGAUCUUUACAGGUGGCCCCACCUGGGCCGAUUCAGUUUGAAUAAACAAUCAGAG
Molecule: messenger RNA, 1469 nt
Organism: Patiria miniata (bat star)
Lineage: Eukaryota; Metazoa; Echinodermata; Asteroidea; Valvatida; Asterinidae
Exons: 2
Coding region: 73-792 (239 amino acids)
Source: RefSeq, a predicted model, not a curated record